AUGCCGGCAAAAAAAGUUCGUUUUACAACGCUCGAUUUGAAAGCUGGUAUAGCUACAAUACGAAAACGAUUUAUUGGAGUAAGAGUAGCGAAUAUCUACGACGUUGACAACAAAACAUACUUGAUUAAAUUCUCAAAACCAGAUGACAAAGGUGUAUUACUUAUUGAAUCAGCCACACGUAUUCAUACAACAGAAUUUGACUGGCCAAAAGGAUUAAUACCAUCCGGUUUUUCUAUGAAACUUCGUAAACAUUUAAAAUCUCGACGUUUAGAAUCAAUUGAACAACUUGGUAUUGAUCGUAUUGUUGACAUGCAGUUUGGCAGCGGAGAAGCAGCGUAUCAUUUAAUUGUUGAAUUAUACGAUAGGGGCAAUAUUAUAUUGACCGAUUACAAGUAUAUGAUUUUAACAUUACUUCGUAAACGUUUGGAUCAGUCUACAGAUGAAAAGUUUGCCGUAAAUGAAACAUAUGCAAUUGAGAAUGUUAGACAACAAGAAGAUUUAUUAUCCAUUGAAAAAUUGUCUGAAAUUCUUAAAAAUUCACAAGCAAAUGAAUCGAUCAAGAAAAUAUUAAAUCCACUUUUGCCAUUUGGUUCAGCUGUUGUGGAUGAAUGUUUAUUAAAGGCUGGUUUUAAUGAAAAUUGUCUUUUGGGAAAAAAUUUUGAUGUGAACAAUGAUGUUGAGAAAUUACACAAUGAACUUAAAUUAGCUAUGAAUUAUUUACAUAAAGCUGAUUCGGGUGAUUGUAAAGGUUAUAUUAUCUACCGUAAAGAGAAAAAAACAUCUAAUAUAUCGUCAGUCACCACAGCAGCAUCUGUCGUGCCCAAUGAAUUACUCAAUUAUGAAGAAUUUCAUCCAUUUUUAUUCAAACAAUUUGAAAAUAAAGCAUAUUUAGAAUUGGAAACGUUUGAUCGUGCUGUCGAUGAAUUUUUUUCUAAAAUUGAAUCACAACGUGUUGACUCACAAAUAUUACAUAAAGAAAAAGAGGCAUUGAAGAAACUUGAUAAUGUUAAACAGGAUCAGUUAAAACGUUUACAAGAAUUAAAAUCUAUACAAGAUGAAGAUGUUCGAAAAGCUCGUCUAAUUAUAAUGAACAGUGAUUUAGUAACAAAAGCAAUAUUAGCUAUUAAUACGGCUGUUGCUAACCAAUAUAGUUGGACGGAAAUAAAAGAAUUUGUUGAUGAUGCUAAACAACAAAAUGAUCAAGUAGCAAAAAUAAUUAAAGAUAUUAAAUUUGAAAUUAAUCAUAUUACAUUAUUACUCAAAUGUCCGUCUGCUGAUGAUGAUGAAGAAGAUGAAAACGAGAAUGAGUUUGCACCUGUUAAGAUUGAUAUUGAUCUUUCAUUAUCGGCCUAUGCAAAUGCUGAAAAAUAUUACGAUCAUAAAAAACAAUCAUCAAACAAAGAAAUUCGUACGAUUGAAGCAGGGGAAAAAGCUAUUAAAUCUGCGCAUAGGAAAACAAAAGAGUUGCUGAAAGAAGUACAACGAGUUGCUACAAUUACAAAAGCAAGAAAACUAUUUUGGUUCGAAAAGUUCUUUUGGUUUAUCAGUUCAGAUAACUAUUUGGUUGUUGGUGGACGUGAUUCACAACAAAAUGAAUUGUUAGUUAAACGAUAUUUGAAACAAGGUGAUUUGUACGUUCAUGCUGAUUUACAUGGUGCUUCAAGUAUUAUUAUAAAGAAUCCAACAGAUAAUGAUGUACCACCGCGGACACUACAAGAAGCGGGUGUGAUGGCUUCUUGUUAUAGUGCAGCAUGGGAAGCAAAAGUACCAGCACCAGCUUAUUGGGUUAAACAUGAUCAAGUGUCAAAAACAGCUCCGAGUGGUGAAUAUUUGACAUCGGGAGCAUUUAUGAUUAGAGGAAAACGUAAUUAUUUACCAAGUGGUGUGUUACAUUAUGGGCUUGCAUUGUUAUUUAAGUUUGAUGAAAGUGACGAAGCAGCUAUUGAACGUCAUAAAGAGGACAGAAAACCCAAAACAACGGUUGAUGAAAAAGAUGAUAAACUCUCUCUAGUUGAAAAUGUCGAUGAGCAGCAAAUUGAAGUAUCUGAUGAGGAAGAGAGUCAGGACGAUUCGGAGAAACCUGUGCAACAAUCAACGGACAUUUCAGAAAUACCUUCAUCUCACACUAAAGAAACAAUAUCUUCUUCAGAAGAGUCCGAUAACGAAUAUCCUGAUACUCAAAUUGUUUAUCAGCACACAACUGCUGGAGAAUUUCGUUUAUCAACAACAUCUACAUCUCCUCGUGUUUCUGAAUCGUCUACAACUGAAUCAAAACAACAGCAACAUGGUCAUCGUUAUCUAACGAAACAAGAACGAAAAGCAUUGAAAACUGGAAGAGAGAUAGUAAACGAAGAAAAACAACAAGAGGAAGAAGAGGAAGAAAAUGCUACUGAUGAACAAAAAAGUUUGGAUUCUGAAUCCAUACAACAGCAAAAUCAACAAUUACCAUUAAAACGUGGUCAACGGUCGCGUAUGAAAAAAAUGAAAGAAAAAUACGCAGAUCAAGACGACGAAGAUCGUGAAAUACGAAUGAAAUUAUUAUGUUCAGCGGGAAGUAAUGAGCAGCACAAUAGAAAAGGCGGUAGUAAAAAGAACAAAAAAAAACAACAGACUAUUGUACAAAAACCAAAUCAUCAAGUACCACCCUUAUCUACUAACAUACCAAAACCGAAACCUCUUCCACCUCGUCAACUGAAAGAAUCCGGUGGGGAUACGGGAGUAAUAGUAGAAGAAGUUAUUGACGAUGAGGAUGAACAAGAGAAGAAUAAAGCAGAAACUGAUGAUUAUCGUUUAUUAUCAACAAUAACUGGACAACCCGUCACAGAUGAUCCAUUAAUUUAUGUAAUACCUGUUUGUGCUCCAUGGAGUACUUUACAGUCUUAUAAAUAUAAAAUAAAGUUAUCGCCAGGAACAGGAAAAAAAGGGAAAAGUGUACAAACAGUAUUGAAAUAUUUCAUGUAUGACAAAACAGCAACAAACUUAGAGAAAGAUCUUAUUAAAUCAAUUAAAGAUCAAGAUAUAUCACGAAAUUUACCUGGAAAAGUAAAAUUGAGUUUACCAGCUUCACUUAAAUAG
Messenger RNA from Didymodactylos carnosus, 3075 nucleotides. NCBI's taxonomy places the organism in Eukaryota, Metazoa, Rotifera, Eurotatoria, Philodinida, Philodinidae. The record is from the annotation of a GenBank genome assembly.